Molecule: messenger RNA, 1627 nt
Organism: Camelina sativa (false flax)
Lineage: Eukaryota; Viridiplantae; Streptophyta; Magnoliopsida; Brassicales; Brassicaceae
Product: peroxisome biogenesis protein 3-2
Biological process (GO): protein import into peroxisome membrane
Cellular component (GO): peroxisomal membrane
Molecular function (GO): protein-macromolecule adaptor activity
Source: RefSeq, a predicted model, not a curated record
GACAAGCUUCUGAUGAAAUAGAAUCAAAGUCGGUCGGUACAAUUAAAGUAAACAAACCGAGUUUGGGCUAUUUCAAGCUUCUUGUUGUAGUAAAAAGAACACAACUUCGACUGUCCUGUCCCGUGGGGAUACAAACUUUUUUUACAUGUUCGAGUUUUGAAGAAGAAGAAGAAUCUCGUUUGGGGAAUAAGAUGAAGUGAUUGAUUAGAUUGAAACCCUCCUUCUUUUUUUUAAUCAUGUUUUAUCCAUUGAAUCAAUCACCUCUCUGACUUAAAAUUAUCUCUCUCGCCCUGCAAAGUUUUCUUCUUUACAAGCCGAGCGAAAGACCCGAAUUCAUCUUUCUGCGUGUUUUCUCAGCUAUGUAUCUCUCGGAUUGACUUCAGUAAGCUUCACCAGCAGCCAUGGAUUUCGUCAGGGGUUUUUGGAGGAAGCAUAGAAGGAAGGUUUUGGUGACGGCUGGUUGUUUAGGAAGUGGUUAUUUGCUCUACAAACUAUACAAUUCCCAUACUCGUAAGCUUGCUGAUUUGGAACGAGAACUUGCUCACCAGCGUGAAAAUGACGAAUUCAUCAAAAACCAAAUGAAGGCACAUUUCGAGAAUAUUCAGUUGAUUGUGGAUUCGACCACACUGCCUCACGCGAUGCAGUAUUUGAGUAUUCGUAUAAGCGAGGAUAUCGAUGUCUCUGAUGUUAUGGAGAGACUGGACAAAGGGAAAGGAAUGUUGAGUUCUUCCGAGAAGCUUCAGCUUUGGGACGAGCUAAAGAUUUUGAGUUUUACGAGGAUGGUUUUGUCUCUGUGGUCUGUGAUAUUGCUUAGCUUAUACAUUAGGGUUCAAGUCAACAUUUUAGGCAGACAUUUAUAUGUUGACACCGCACGAGCUCUGGGCAGCUCUCAUUUACUUGAAGAGUUAGAUCUCAUUGAUAGAAAUGAUGAACAGAAGUAUUUGUCAAGUGCUGAUUUUCUUGUCACCAAUGCAAUGCCAGGUUUGAUUUCAGAUAUGCAGGAUGCAGUCAGGGAAGUUCUUAAAGGAAAGCAGUUAAAAGAUGUAAUUACCACAACAGUUCUUCAAGAAACUGUGAUGCGGGUUAUGGAUGUGUUUAUGAGCACUGGAAGUCCACAUCACUGGGUUGAUUAUUUAAUGAUGCCUCAAGACAUAAGUGGCUCUUCGGAUGAAGCUAUGUCCAAGUUUCAACAACUCAUGGUUGAGACCCGAGAAGUACUCAUCAGCACUGAAUUCACAGAUAUAGUGGAAAUUUCGCUCAAGUGUUUCACGGACGCGUUGGUAGAGGAAAUGGAAACACAGACUGUAGCAGGCGGUUUGGUUACAGGGAAACCAUUGGCAAAGGUCUUACCACAGAUUGAGAAGACGAUGCAUGUGAUUACAGCUGAACCAAGCAAGAACCGGUUCUUACAACUCAUCAAAGAUAUGCCUGAAGUUAAACUCUUUUUUACUCUUUUAUACGCUAAUAUGCCGCAAUAGCAACUUUUGUUUGUUCUCUUAGCAUUCCCCAAAGGGUCUUGUUAGCUUGAAAAGAAAUGCAGGAAUUUUUGUGUUUUGUUGAGUUUGUAGAAUCAAAGUUGACUUCGUUGCUUUGUUUUGAUUAGAAAGAAAACAUUUUUUUAACUGGA